Molecule: messenger RNA, 898 nt
Organism: Arabidopsis thaliana (thale cress)
Lineage: Eukaryota; Viridiplantae; Streptophyta; Magnoliopsida; Brassicales; Brassicaceae
Product: Plant invertase/pectin methylesterase inhibitor superfamily protein
Exons: 2
Coding region: 78-641 (187 amino acids)
Molecular function (GO): enzyme inhibitor activity
Source: RefSeq, marked reviewed
CAACAAAAGCUAAAACCAAAAUCCGAUUUCCCCAUACUUAGAGGUCAAGAGAAAUAAAAUAUUUUUCCGGCGACGCAAUGGCUUCUUACUCCGGUUGUUUCUUCGUCGUUACUUUGGCAGUUCUGUCACAAUUUCUCUUAGCCCCAGCUUCAGCCUUGGUCAACAGGGAAUACAUCGAUUCCAAUUGCCAAAGAGUCAAAAACAAAGCCUUCUGCAUCCAAACUUUGACCACCUAUCCUCCUGCCGCUGCUGCCACCGGCCUGUUACCAUUGGCUGAGGCCGUGGUUGGCCUUGCAAUAUCCCACUGCGAGAAGACAGCUGGUUUCGCAGCAGAGACAGCCAAAAAGGACGCAACAUUGAAGACUCAGUUCAACGAGUGCCACGACGCCUAUGUUGGUAUUUUGGCGUCUCUAAAGAGCGCUCUACUGGAACUCAAGGACUCACCAGACACUGCCAACUACGACGUCAUGGUUUCUGGCGAUGAUACAAGGCGUGUGAAGGGUUUGGUCGAGAAAAACACUGACACUGCUUCCAAGACGCUUAUGGAGAUGACACUGCAGAUGGAGCAGCUUCUUGAUCUCGCUGCUGGAGCCACCGAUGCUGCUGACGACGACGAUGAGAACUUACAUCGUCGUGCUUGAAGUUUGAAACUAAGUUGGGUUUUGUUUUCGGUUUUCGGUUUACUUUUGUUAUAAAAAAAUAUGAAUGGAUUCAAAUGACAUAUAUAUAAAUUUUUAUAUGUCACUGUCACUGAUAAUUGAAUCUUAGGAUAAUUUCAAAUUGUAAUAUUUGUUAAUUUCGAAGCAAGUAAUUUCUAUACAUGCGAGCAUAAAUACGUGAGAGCUAUUAACUUGAGAUUUUAGGUUUGGGAAUUUAAUGGAAAGUGCCUAAUUUAACC